CCCCCAACCUCGUGUCAUCUCCUCUCUUCCCCACGCGCUGCCAAUUGCGGACUCCGCGCACCUCACCUCACCAGCCGCAUCCACCGGCUGCUGCUGCUGCUGCCGCCGCGCCCUUCCCCCGCCUUCCUCCUCCUAAUAAUUGCCGCGAUUCCACGAGCCGCGGCGGCGUCGAGCAACCUCGCUCGCUGCUCCUUAUUAUACCACCGCCCACUGCGCUGCUAGCCCCCCGCGCCGCGACGACUAGCUGAGCUAAGCUCUGUAUACUAAGGCUGUCCGGAGAGGAGAGAUGAAGCUCCCGUUGCUGCGGCCGCUGUGGCCGGGGCUUGCGCCGGCGGCCGGGUCGCCGGACUCGGCGCCCGAGCCGUCCAAGCCGUCGCUGCCCGCAGCGUGGCUGCUGCUGCACGCGCUCUUCUGCGCCACCUCCAUGGCCGUCGGCUUCAGGUUCUCGCGCCUCAUCGUCUACCUCCUCUUCCUCCCUACCCCGCCUAUUGAUCCCACCGCCCACCUCGUCUCGCUCGUCUCCCCGCCGGUUAUGCUCGCCGCCGCCAACGCGACCACCACUAUCACCACCACCACCACGACCACCACCACGACCGUGACGACCACCACGGUGGCCGCCGAGAUCGGGGCCCACCCGCACCGCCACGGCCCGGUGUUCGUCGGCCGCCACCCGAUCCGCGUCCGCCAAUGGCCGCACCCGGACCCCGCCGAGCUGCUCAAGGCGCACCACAUCCUCGCCGCCGUGCAGAACGCGCAGCGCAGCAACCGUCGCCGCGGGGCCGGCCAGCCGAGGCCCGUCAUUGCCGUCACCCCGACCACCAACUCCGCGCUCCAGGUGCCGUCCCUCACGUCUAUGGCGCACACCCUCCGCCUCGUGGACGGCCCGCUAACGUGGAUCGUCGUCGAGCCUGAGCACCGCACCGACGCCGUCGCCGCCGUGCUGUCCCGCUCCAGCCUCAACUUCGUCCAUAUCGCCGGUCCCGAGUCCUCCACCGCGCGCCUGCGGAUGCACGCCCUGAGGGAGAUACGGAAGCAGAAGAUGGACGGCGUCGUGGUGUUCGCCGAUGAGAACAGCAUCCUCCGCACGGAGCUAUUCGACGAGGCGCAGAAGGUGAAGUCGGUGGGUGCCGUGCCCGUCGGCGUCCUGGGCGAGGACGAAGGCACCAGCGAGACGUUCCUCCAGGCGCCGGCGUGCGACGCGGAGGGGAAGCUGGUGGGCUACCACGUGUCGGAGGAGACCGUGCUGCCGGCGAACCGGGGCGACAUGCUGCUGUCGAGCAGGCUGGAGUGGGCCGGGUUCGUGGUGAACGCGCAGGCGCUCUGGGAGGGCGCGGCGGGGCGCCCCGAGUGGGUGCGCGACAUCGACGCCAUCGACGACGGCGCCGCCGCCAGCCCUCUCUCGCUGGUCAUCGACACCGCCCGCGUCGAGCCGCUCGCCAGCUGCGCCCAGACCGCCCUGGCGUGGUCCCACCGGUCAGACUCCUUCCACGAGGUCAAAUUCCCACACGAAUGGAAAAUUGACCCUCCUCUGGUAACCAUCGCUUCCCAACAACAAGCUGUCAAACCAGAAACACCACUCAAGCGGACAACGCUAUUGAACACUGAAGAUAAGCACUAAGAGGCCAUUUUUUGUUGGAAACUAGAAAUCAGAUCAGGACCAUACUUCUAUGGCUCACUAGAUCUGCCUAAAAAAUCGUCACCGAUGCAUCCAUGCCUCGUCGGCGCCAAGUGCUCUCAAAGUAACAUAAAACUACUCAGCUCAGCUCAGCUCAUUUCUUUGGACUCUACAGAAGUCAUAGACAGUACAUGUAAUCUUGGGAUAAAUCAUCGCGCAUAUCUUGUACCACUGUGUAAAAUAGAUAAAGUUUAAUUAUAUGUGCCAUGUCACUUAUCUGGUAGAUAGAAAACUAGGCAUAUUAUUUUUGUGUAAUAUAGAUCAGAGCAGGGACUUUAAAAAAAUUGGUGUGGUCUGGGUCUCUGGGAGUUAAACCAUUGCUUGUAUACUCGUCUGAAAUAAUAACAAUCCAUUUUUCAUUCUCGUCCUG
Messenger RNA from Oryza brachyantha (malo sina), 2045 nucleotides. RefSeq names its product probable glucuronosyltransferase Os04g0650300. Gene Ontology annotation, biological process: plant-type secondary cell wall biogenesis; glucuronoxylan biosynthetic process. The coding region runs from base 287 to 1618 and encodes 443 amino acids. Lineage: Eukaryota; Viridiplantae; Streptophyta; Magnoliopsida; Poales; Poaceae. The transcript has 3 exons. Gene Ontology annotation, molecular function: xylosyltransferase activity; galactosylgalactosylxylosylprotein 3-beta-glucuronosyltransferase activity. Gene Ontology annotation, cellular component: Golgi membrane. The record is from RefSeq and is a predicted model, not a curated record.